ACUAAUCCGCCGAUGCUACAAUAUGAUAAACCAAAAUACCCCUUCCCAGAUUAAACCUCGCAUCAUUCGUGAAGCAGCUCUCCUCCACACUUUCGUUCCUGUCGCGCCAGAGUUGACCUCCAGCCUUUUCCGCCGUCGCCGUCCACGGUGCCGUGGCCGCUCUAGUUGCUGUCACCAUUGCCACAGAUAUAAAAACAGCAUUUGCGCUCCCACGAGCUCAAUAUAUAUUAGUUGGGCAAAAUAGUUCACUUUCUUGUUGGGAGUUCACUAAUGGAAGUUUUGGCUCCAAAGCUUCCAUCUUUCAAAAUUUCAAGCCCCGUUUGCUGCUGCUCUAUCAAUAGUGGAAGAUCAUCAGUUAUUGGAUUUAGAUUUCGUCGUUUGUCUUCUUCUCCUUCUGUUUGUGCAUCCACAGUUAAUGAAGAAGUGGCCAAACCUGCUCUUGGCUCUUCUUCUCUGGGUCAAUCUACCAGACCUGACUUCCCCAUUCUCCACCAGGAAGUGAAUGGCUCAAAACUUGUUUACUUGGAUAAUGGGGCAACUUCUCAGAAGCCCACUAGUGUCUUAAGGACCUUGCAAAAUUAUUACGAAGCUUAUAAUUCAAAUGUGCACCGUGGCAUUCAUUUCUUAAGUGCAAAAGCCACAGAUGAGUAUGAAUUGGCUAGAAAGAAGGUCGCAGCAUUUGUCAAUGCUUCAGAUUCAAGAGAGAUUAUAUUUACUAGAAAUGCUACUGAAGCUAUCAAUCUAGUAUCAUAUUCUUGGGGCUUGUCAAAUUUAAAGCCAGAAGAUGAGAUCAUACUGACAGUUGCUGAACAUCAUAGUGCCAUUGUACCUUGGCAACUUGUAUCUCAAAGAGUUGGGGCUGUUUUGAAAUUUGUUGAUCUAAACCAAGAUGAAGCUCCUGAUAUUGAUAAGUUAAAAGAAAUGAUCUCGAGGAGGACAAAACUAAUAGUUGUCCAUCAUGUUUCAAAUGUGCUUGCUUCUGUCCUUCCAAUUGAAGAAAUUGCACAUUGGGCACAUGAUGUUGGAGCCAGAGUGCUCGUAGAUGCCUGUCAAAGUGUUCCACACAUGGUGGUUGAUGUUCAGAACCUCAAUGUUGAUUUUCUUGUUGCUUCUUCACACAAGAUGUGUGGGCCUACAGGCAUUGGAUUCUUGUAUGGUAAAAGUGAUAUAUUGUCUACCAUGCCUCCAUUUUUGGGUGGUGGAGAAAUGAUUUCUGAUGUAUUUCUCAGUCAUUCGACUUAUGCUGAUCCUCCAUCCAGAUUUGAGGCUGGAACACCAGCAAUUGGUGAAGCCAUUGGGUUUGGAGCAGCAAUUGAUUACUUAUCUGGGGUUGGUAUGCAAAAGAUUCAUGAUUAUGAGAUGGAGCUCGGUGGAUAUCUGUACCAAAGCCUGCUUUCUGUGCCAAAUAUUCGCAUCUAUGGACCAGCACCUUCGGAUGAAUACCAAAGAGCUGCUCUCUGUUCUUUCAAUGUUGAGAAUAUACAUCCUACUGACCUUGCAACAUUUUUGGAUCAACAGCAUGGAGUGGCUAUUCGGUCAGGUCACCAUUGUGCCCAACCUCUCCAUCGUUAUCUCGGAGUCAAUGCGAGUGCACGUGCUAGUCUCUACUUCUACAACACGAAGGAAGAUAUCGACAGCUUCAUUCAUGCCCUCAAGGACACAGUCAGCUUCUUCAAUUCAUUCAAGUAAACUUUCUCCUCUUAUCAAGAUGGGAAUCACCAAAUGUAUAGUGUAAUCGAGCAGAAAUCAACAGAGCCUUAUUCUGUGGUUAUGGAUUGGACCAAAGCAUGAUUGUGAUUUGUUGGCUCACCAACCAGAGUAGAGUGACAAGGGUUGGCCUGGAUGAAGCUGGGAAACGCAUGUGAACUAUUUGGGUCAAUUUGAUAUCCAUCUUUGUUUAUUAUUUAAGGUUGAUCUUUAACGGGUCAUACUCUGACCAACUAGUCUGAUGUUGCCGAACAUAGCAUUCACAAAUUUAUAAUCCUUCUCAAAUUUGAAUUUGAAAGCCGUUGAAACUACACUCUUGAUUCUGAUAUAGAUGUAAACAAGCAAUCUUUGCGGUUUAUUCUUCUCUCACUUUUAAUAUGUUGAUGUUCAUUACC
Prosopis cineraria is the source of this 2102-nucleotide messenger RNA. Its product is annotated as cysteine desulfurase 1, chloroplastic-like. The transcript has 11 exons. The record is from RefSeq and is a predicted model, not a curated record. Gene Ontology annotation, molecular function: cysteine desulfurase activity; pyridoxal phosphate binding. The coding region runs from base 271 to 1689 and encodes 472 amino acids. Lineage: Eukaryota; Viridiplantae; Streptophyta; Magnoliopsida; Fabales; Fabaceae.